UGCAACUGAACAUCAACUGGUUGAAUUCCAUAUGAAGGAUUUGUGAAUUGCACAAAUUAUACAAAAGCAGAACUGUUGCUGUGGAAAAAUACUCGUACAGCAAAUUAUCACAAUUUUUUAAUCAUAAUAAAUCAACGAAACAAAAUAUGCGCGUCGCUUGUCACUGUUUUUCUGUAAACACAGUCUCUUGUUAAAGUGAGAGUUUUGUGUGAAUGAAGACUGAAAACAUUCUUUUGAAAUAUGUGUACUGAGCAAUAGAAAUUUACCAGCAUACGUGAAACUUCUUUUAUGUACACAAAGUACAUCAAAAGUGUGUUAUUAGCAACGUGUACAGUGGCUCAUACGAGUUACAUGGCAAUAUCUAUAACGCUCAGAAAUUGUCAGCUAAUCCUUUAUUUAAGAAAAAACCAAAUUCAGAGACAAAAAACGGCUGUUUCAACGCCGUAGUGGUACGCUAAGUAACAGUGUAAUAAAGUGCUGUGAUAAGAACAGUAUUUCAACAGAGAAAAUUAAAGGAUGGCUAUCCUAAGGCAAAACAGUACGUACUGGGUUUUACCUAUGAAGAAGGAUUUCAAAGUUCCCCUACAUCUACUUUCACUGAACAAUAUACCCGGAGGUGUCAAGAUGGCUUGUGGCUCUGUUGUGUUGGCGGUUCUCCUGUGGACCUCACUCCAAUCUGGAAUACAGUUUACUAUGACGUCUCCCAUUGACAUACAAGUACCUAUCUUAUCUAGAAACUAUGAUGCCUACAUCAACUCUUCUGCAGGUUGGCCAGUCUUGUACCAACAGCAGUUAAAACACUCCAUUCAGAAAAGGGCAAAGAUCUCAGGGCUGCCUCAUGUUGAUGAUGAUGCACUCAACACGUAUGUGAAAUUCAUUGAAUCAAAUCUAGGCCGUGAGACUCGAAUGGAGACCAGUUUGAUCAGGUCAAACACAAAGGUUCAGCAGAAAACUCCCCAACAUGGUCAGCUAAUUGCAUCUUCUCCUUCUGCAGAAGCUCUGAGACAUGGCAAGGAUGCACUCAUAGCAACCAAAGCAUCACUCUACAUAUCACAUAAACAUUGCCAGUGGUAUGGUCUUGAUGGUGAUGAAUGUGGUGCCUUUGUAAUGUCAAUGAAGAUGAACAGAACGUCUCUUGGAGACAGAUGUGCAGCUCAGUAUAGUAAGAAUGCAGAUUGCUCUGGCAGGUACCGUGCUAUUGAUGGCUCAUGCAACCAUGUAAAUGAUAAGACUUGGGGCAUGGUCCAUACCAGCUACCUCAGACUUUUGGCACCUCAGUAUGCUGAUGGCAUUCAGGAGCCACGAAAACCAGUGAAAGGAAAAUCUCUUCCUUCUGCUCGCCUUGUCAGUACUGGUGUGAUUAGGGACAGGGACUCAGCAGACAACAGCAGAACAAUGAGUUUAGUUCAGUGGACAGAAUUCAUUGAGCAUGACCUUGUCUUCACCCCUGUCAUGAAGAUGGUGCACAGUGGCAAUUCCAUCAUGUGCUGUAGGCAAGAUGGAAGUUUCCUGGCACCUCGCUACAUCCACCCAGCUUGCAUGCCAAUCACUGUUCUCAACAAUGACCCAUUCUACUCAAAGUAUCGGCAGCGUUGUAUGAACUACGUUCGUUCUCUGAGAGCCAUGAGGCCUGAUUGCCAUUUUGGUCCUGCAGAGCAAAUGAACCAAGCAACACACUAUCUUGAUGGAUCCAUGAUAUAUGGUACAACUGAUGAAAGGGCCUGGUCACUUAGAACUUUUUCAAAUGGUCAGCUUUCUACAGAAACGAAGAAUGGACAGGAAUACCUGCCACAAGCUGACAAACCUUUGCAACAGUGUCAAGUGUCUUCCAACACAUCUGCUUGCUACAAAUCUGGUGAUAUACGUGUGAAUCUACACCCUCAACUUGUUAUCAUGCAUACUCUCUGGCUCCGUGAACAUAAUCGCAUAGCUGCAAAGCUAGCACUUUUGAACCCUCACUGGGAUGAUGAGACACUCUACCAAGAGGCACGGAGGAUCGUCAUUGCCGAGAUUCAACACAUCACAUACAAUGAAUGGUUGCCUCUUGUGCUUGGCUCAAAAUAUGCAAAGAAACUUGGAUUGCAAUUGAAGAAGACUGGAUUCAGCAGUGAUUUCGCUGAGGAUGUGAAUCCCAGCAUUUCCAACAGCUUUGCCACAGCUGCUAUGCGAUUUAGAAUGUCCAUGAUGGCUGGAACCAUAGGGCUGUUUGAUGAAGAUCGUAACACAAAUAAAAGUCUCCAGUUGAAGGAUAAUUUUAACCAACCAGCAACCAUUGAGGAACCAGAACAUCUAGAUUCUUUGGUACGUGGUCUAGCUACACAGAGAAGUCAGAAGAGAGGUUUAUACUAUGACAGUGAUUUAAUACAAAUGUUAUACAAGACUAGUGGGCAAUUUGGCAUGGAUAUAUUGAGCUUGGAUAUUCAACGAGGACGAGAUCAUGGGCUGCCAGGAUAUAAUCACUAUAGAAAACACUGUGGUCUUCCAGCAGCAAAGAGCUUUAAUGGCUUCCUUGAUGUCAUGUCUAAGUCUACAGUAGCCAAGCUGAAGAGUGUAUAUGCCCAUCCAGAUGAUGUGGACCUUUUAAUUGGUGGUAUGUCUGAGCAUGCCAUAGAUGACAGUGUGCUUGGUUUCACAUUUCGCUGCAUCAUUGGAGAACAGAUGCUCAGAACCAAGAAGGGGGACCGUUUCUUUUAUGAUGUACCCAACCAACAAAAUUCUUUUACUGAAGCACAACUUGGUGAAAUAAGAAAAUCAACUUUGGCACGUGUCUUCUGUGACACUGCAGAUGACAUCAAAAUGAUGCAGCCAAAUGCAUUCAUUGUGCCAUCUGGAAGCAAUGGCAUGGUAUCAUGCAGCAACACCAAUGGAAUUAAACAACUAAGUCUUUCACCCUGGAAGCAAGCUCUGGUAAAAAGUUCAUGAUUGUCUCUGUCAGUACUGAUUACUUUUCUCACAAUAUUGUAAUUUCUAGUGACCAUAUAUCAUGACAAGUUUUCCACUGCCUACAUAUGCACUGUGUACUAUCA
Messenger RNA from Cryptotermes secundus, 3026 nucleotides. RefSeq names its product peroxidase. Gene Ontology annotation, biological process: response to oxidative stress. Lineage: Eukaryota; Metazoa; Arthropoda; Insecta; Blattodea; Kalotermitidae. Gene Ontology annotation, molecular function: peroxidase activity; heme binding. The record is from RefSeq and is a predicted model, not a curated record.